Molecule: messenger RNA, 366 nt
Organism: Porites lobata
Lineage: Eukaryota; Metazoa; Cnidaria; Anthozoa; Scleractinia; Poritidae
Source: the annotation of a GenBank genome assembly
AUGUCCUUUUUCACUUUCUCUCUAGCAUCAUCUGGCCGCUAUCAAUACGACUCCAAAGCCUUUUUAUUUUCACUGGUGAACAAACCAGGAUGGGCGCCUGUUAAACUGUCUCAGACAGGGCAAUAUAGCUCUCACAAAGCAUAUUCCAUAUACUUUUUUUCCUCAUAUGCGCCUACAUUCGGAGGAGGAUUUGACAUUAACAUAAAAAGCUACGCAUCAUCCAAUAGCAAUUCUUAUAGCAACCUUGGCUUUACUUACAGCCCACCGAGCGGGUACAACUACGGCAGCAUCUUCGCACAAAAAUUCCUGGCAGGAACUUACAAGUUCACAUCAGACGGAGUUGAAACCUUUUGCGAAUCAACCUAG